Messenger RNA from Beta vulgaris subsp. vulgaris (sugar beet), 1137 nucleotides. Its product is annotated as F-box protein At3g07870-like. The record is from RefSeq and is a predicted model, not a curated record. Gene Ontology annotation, molecular function: protein binding. The transcript has a single exon. Lineage: Eukaryota; Viridiplantae; Streptophyta; Magnoliopsida; Caryophyllales; Amaranthaceae. Bases 1 to 1137 code for a protein of 378 amino acids.
AUGGAGAACGUAAGAAGGAAUCGACGAUACUAUUUCGAUGAAGUUUCGUUCGAUAUUAUCUCAAGCAUUUUGUCAAGACUCCCAACAAAGACAUGCUUGAAUUGUAAGCUUGUUUGCAAGGAAUGGUAUGGAAUCAUCAUCAGUCCUGAAUUCGCCGAUGUACGUUCUUCUAAUUGCUCGUAUACGCCCAUAAUGCUCUACGGCGUGUUCGAGGAGAGGAUGGAAUUUAUGGUGCUCGACAUAGACAGGUACUCGAAGAAUGAUGUCAUUACAAGUGUCGAUGCUGUGGUCAGGUUCAGGCCUAGGCUCAGCCCUCGGUUAAGUGACAUCUACUACACCGUGGUUAACGAAUGCAACGGGUUGGUCCUCUUGACGUCGUGGAGGCAGUGGGAUGAUCCUGUCGUUAUAUGCAACCUUCUGACGGGCGAACAAGUCACUGUCGAGCAAAAUUCGAGACCUGGUAAUUAUUGGUCACUGGUCAAUUAUGGAUUGGGUUGCUGCACAGUUUCGAGGCAGUUUAAGGUCCUCAGAAUCCUCCAGAACGACAAGGAGGAUGACAAGUUUUUUGUGGCCGAUAUACAGACACUUGGUUCGAACGAAUGGAGGGCAGUCGAAGGUGACGCCUCGCUGAAUUUCAACACGCUCGGGAUAGGGGCCUUCCUCGAGAGCGGGGCCUUCCUGCACGGCUCGCUGCACAGGUACUCGAACAUGGACAACUCGAUAUGGUCUUUCCAUUUUAGUAAGGAGCAAUUUUGCCAAGUUCCGACACUGGAUAAGAUGAAGAGAGGGGGCUACAAAUGCCUGCAUGUUUUCGACAAUUCUUGCCUUGUUCUUACUUCCUUACACAAGUUAUUGGAUCGGUGCGUAGUUUGGAUCAUGAAAGAAUACGGUGUUAAGGAUUCUUGGGUGAAACUCUGCGUCGUCGAAACCCUGUAUUACUUAUCUGUUGUUCCUAUGCUCCGAAUGAGUAGCAGUCGUGAGAUAUUGUUUUCUCACUAUAAUGAAUUGUAUCUUCUUGAACCAUGUAGUGACUUUGCUGAUAUCAGAAGCUGGAAGAAGUUGAUGGAUUAUGAUGUUUGUAAUGGCUUCAAUGUGAUGGCACCAUGCCAUGUCAAAUUUUCCAAGUUUUCAAGAUAG